AUGUUACCUCAAGAAGAAUUUCUCUUGGAACAUGGCUAUCAAAAAGUAAAAAACGUUCCAAUUGAUGCUAUUCGGAAAUUAGCUCGUCUUGUUAUAACAGAAAAUGUUUUUACAUACGAAAAAAAGUUCUAUCGACAAGUAGUUGGUGGUGCAAUGGGAUCUGCAUUCACUCUAACUUUAGCAAAUAUCUUCAUGUGGAAGUGGGAAAAACAACUUGUUCUUCACCAAAUAGCUUCAAAUGAAAUCUAUAGCAGGUGAGUUUCACUCUUUCAUUUAAAUACUACGUUAGUUGAACAUUCAUUUGAAUAUUCUUUUUCAUAGAUAUAUGGACGACAUCAUCAUCACAUCAAACGAAUCUUUGGAGAACAUCAAUCAAUUGUUAGAUAAAGCCAAUGCUCUUCAUCUAAAUAUUUAAACUGGUGCGUGAAAUUGGUACGAGUGUAUCAUUUCUCGAUGUUCACAUCGAGAAUAAAAAUGGAACGUUAGCAACAACGGUUUAUCACAAAGAAGCAACUGAACCAUACGUCGUUCUUUUUGAAUCUGAUCAUCCAAACAU
Molecule: messenger RNA, 556 nt
Organism: Adineta steineri
Lineage: Eukaryota; Metazoa; Rotifera; Eurotatoria; Adinetida; Adinetidae
Source: the annotation of a GenBank genome assembly